Messenger RNA from Acaulospora morrowiae, 463 nucleotides. The record is from the annotation of a GenBank genome assembly. Lineage: Eukaryota; Fungi; Glomeromycota; Glomeromycetes; Diversisporales; Acaulosporaceae.
AAUGACAUUCAGUAUUUGAUAAAAUGGAAAGAUUAUGAAGAAGAUCAGAAUACUUGGGAGUUCGUGGAUAACAUUUUGGAUAAGGAACUGAUUAAUACAUACUGGGACUCCAAGUAUGAUAAUGGCAUGUCAUUUGUACAAAUGAAACGUUUAAUCGAUGAGGGUGAAAUGUUCUCCAGGCCGUCCUCUACUGGAAAUAGGAAUAAAACUCGAUCGCGUGGAUUGCGACCUCCUGGACACGAUAUUCCACAAUUUUAUGAUCCAGAUUGGGAUCCUUGUAUUGAUAAUGUUGUUUCCAUGUUUCGAGACCCUUCUGACGACGAAUUAUACGUGGUUCUUUCAUGGAAAUUAGGAAAAUUGAGAAGAAAACAUACAAUACACACGAUGGCGGAAGUCAGGCGUAGAUGUCCACAAAAGAUAAUCGAGUUUUUCGAAUCCCGAUCAGCGUUUAAAUACGACGAAG